UCCGGUAUCACGGCGCGGCCAAUGGGAGCGCGCACCGCCCCCGCCGCAGCCAAUGGGAGCGCUCACCGCGCCCCGCUCAGCCAAUGGGGGCGGGCCGUGCUGGCGGCGGGCUCGGGCUGCGCUGCGCGGUCGCGACCAUGCCCGAGUGCCCGGAGCUGCACCUGGCCGGGCGCUUCAUCAACGGGGCGUGCGGAGCGCUGGUGUUCGCGGGCGGCGUGGAACGCUCGGCCGUGGGCCGCGGCCCCGAGGUGCCCUUCCGCAGCGAGGCCUACAGAAUCUCGGCCGUCGCCCGGGGCAAGGAGCUGCGGCUGACGCUGAGCGCGCUGGACCCCGCCGCCGGCCCCCCCGCGCAGGACCUGGUGUUCCGCUUCGGCAUGUCGGGCUCGUUCCGGCUGUGCCCCGCCGCCGAGCUGCCCCGCCAUGCCCACCUGCGCUUCCUCACCCGUGAGAGCCCCCCGCGCGCCCUCUGCUUCGUCGACCCCCGGCGCUUCGGGUCCUGGCGCCUGGGGGACGCCUGGCAGCCGGAACGCGGGCCCUGCGUCGUCUCCGAGUACCAGGCCUUCAGGGAGAACGUGCUGAAGAACCUGGAUGACAGGGCUUUUGACAAGCCCAUGUGUGAGGUCCUCUUAAACCAGAAGUAUUUCAAUGGAAUUGGGAAUUACCUGCGUGCUGAGAUCCUGUACAGACGCUGGAAGUGGCAGGAGCAAGGCUUCAGGCUGCCGUGUAACUCUCUCAGGUUGAAGAUCCCUCCCUUUGAAAAAGCUCGGACCGUGCUGGAGGCCCUGAAGGAGCAGGAGCAGGAGAGGAGGAAGAAGGAUCCUUCCCUGACGCUGAGCAAGAAGGUGAAGCUGAGGCGAGAGAACGCAGAUCUCCUGGAGCUGUGCCACACCGUGCCCAUGGAGGUCAUCAUGGCAGAGAAGCAGCUCUUGGACCCCGAGCACACGGAUGAUUACUCCACCUUUAAGAACUGGCUGCAGUGUUACUUGGUGCCUGGCAUGAGCUCCCUGCGUGACCGCAGUGGCAGGACCAUAUGGUUCCAGGGAGAGCCUGGCCCCAUGGCUCCCAAAGGGCAGAGACCCCGCAAGACGCCCCGCAAGAAGAGCCCUCAGCUGAAGGCAGACCCCGAGGCGCCGAGCCCCAAGGUCACCCCGCGUGCCUCGAAACAGCGCCGCAGGGCUGCAGCAAACCCCCCGAAGUCAGAGGAGGAGGAGGAAGAGCAGGAAGAGCAGGCUGACAGGCCAAGGAAGGGACGUGCUCGCGGGAGGAGGGCAGUGACUGCUGCUCCAGCCUCGCCUGAGGAGCCUCAGAGUGUCAGAAGAAGCCGCCGGACGUCUGCUCGCAGGGGCCGAGGUGCAGCCCCUGCCGUGUGAGCGUCACCUGCUGCCACCUCCUGAGGGGCAUUCAAGGGGCCAAGAGGAGCUCAGGCAGGGCCUGGCCACAGACCAGGGUUAGUGCUAGUGAAAAUGGAGCUGCUCCCUACCUCUGCUCACACUUAUUUGCUACUGUGGCAUCCUGACAGUGUGGGAAGGAGAAGCUGAGCCUGGUGAUGGGGCUUUUUCCUGCUGUCCACAGGCAUUUCAGGGGAAGAAGGGCCAGGACAACAUGUUGUGCUGGACUCUGACUCUUCCCUGUCCCUCUUCCUUUUCUGGCUGCUGAUCCAAUCACUGUUUUUAGCUGACUAAUAAAGUAUUUUAUGUAGAAAUCA
Messenger RNA from Vidua macroura (Pin-tailed whydah), 1705 nucleotides. RefSeq names its product nei like DNA glycosylase 1 (gene NEIL1). Lineage: Eukaryota; Metazoa; Chordata; Aves; Passeriformes; Viduidae. The record is from RefSeq and is a predicted model, not a curated record. The transcript is spliced from 9 exons. Bases 84 to 1370 code for a protein of 428 amino acids. Gene Ontology annotation, molecular function: zinc ion binding; DNA N-glycosylase activity; DNA-(apurinic or apyrimidinic site) endonuclease activity. Gene Ontology annotation, biological process: base-excision repair. Gene Ontology annotation, cellular component: nucleus.